Molecule: messenger RNA, 786 nt
Organism: Tremella mesenterica DSM 1558
Lineage: Eukaryota; Fungi; Basidiomycota; Tremellomycetes; Tremellales; Tremellaceae
Exons: 1
Coding region: 1-786 (261 amino acids)
Source: RefSeq, a predicted model, not a curated record
AUGCCUCGCCCUAUCACACAUCUUUCUCGCCUCCUCAACGCCGGUAGCAGAGUGACCAAUAAUCGAACUGGCCAUCCUGCUUCGUCUCGAUCCAGGGGCCCACCUGUUGACUUGCCCCCUCCUUACCCUGAAUUCGCAAUCAAAGACACGGAUCCUGUCCCUGCAUAUUAUCCUAGUGAAGAUCCAGAAGCUUGGUCCGCGCCUACGAAUAUGCCCCAAACCUUGCCGCUAUGGACCCUCGCCAAUCUGCAAGAGGCUGUAUCGACCUUCGUGUCUCCGGGAGGAUCCAUAGAACUACCUAUCUCGCACACAGCCGAGCAUCACUAUCAGCUUUCGGGGUCUAUCAACUGGUAUGUCUCUGACAUGAUAACCUCAAGCCAAACUCCACUAGCUAUGCUGAGUGGUGAGGUGUUGGCCGCAACUUUGGCGGAUCUCACCUAUUCGGAUACGACAAACAUCAACACUGACAUUAGCGCGGAGGACGCCAAGUCACGAUCUAGAUUAAGAGAACGAGGUGUGGAGAGUUGGACAGAGGAAACUCCUCGUGUAUGCGAGAGACUGAGGGUCUCUUUCGAUCGCGUCAUGUCCGGCGGCGAGCGCUGGCCAGGUAGAGUGGGGGAGGUUAUGUGUGAUCAGUCGGCGUGUGAAAUACCUGUGGGCGAUAGUAUAAUAAUGUUAUACUUUGAACCUCCAUUGGCGGAGAGCGAAGUGCAAAGCUUCCGUACCGCCCAGAGGAAUCCGAGGCCUCCGGAAAGCAGAAUCUGGAACGAUGACGAAGACGACUAG